CUCGCGUACAUUUUCCGCCUGUGCGUGUCAAGUGUCAGAAGAACGUACCGAAUCGUCGUGGACGCCAAUUAUGACAAUAAUAACAUCCCAGCUGAUCCUGUGGACCGCGUUCGUUGUUAUCGCGGCGACUCAUCGAUCAGAAGGACGGCAAUCGAGGAAUCUGGAAGUAUUAGGGCAGAUAUCGGGUCACCACCAUGGGACGCAGUAUGCAUCGAUGUCAGAGAGCUACAGAAACAAUUCCGACUUUCCCAGGUUCGCUGAGGAGAUACAAAAUGUGACAGUGAGCAGAGGUCACGAUGCAUUGCUAGCUUGUAUAGUGGACAAUCUACGAAAUUACAGGGUAGGAUGGGUACGCGUCGAUACACAGACUAUCCUGUCCAUCCACCAUAAUGUCAUCACACAGAAUCCACGGAUCUCGUUGUCGUACAAUGACCAUCGUACGUGGUACCUUCACAUAAAGAAGGUUGAAGAGGUGGAUCGUGGGUGGUACAUGUGUCAGGUGAACACGAAUCCGAUGAGAUACAGACAGGGCUACCUGCAGGUUGUAGUGCCACCCUCCAUUAUCUCGAAAGAAACCAGCACAGACAUGGUCGUUCGUGAGGGUUCGAACGUAACGCUGAUGUGUAAAGCUUCCGGAUACCCGGAACCUUACGUCAUGUGGCGCAGAGAGGACGGAAAGAACAUAAACUACAAUGGCGAGAGCGUGAACGUGGUGGAUGGGGAGGUGCUGCAUAUUGUGAAGAUUAGUCGACUGCACAUGGGUGCGUACCUGUGCAUCGCUUCGAACAAUGUUCCACCUCCAGUCAGCCAACGCAUAUCUCUGCGCGUGCAAUUUCCCCCGAUGCUUUCGAUACCAAGCCAGUUGGAGGGAGCGUAUAUUGGACAAGACGUCACGUUGGAAUGUCACACCGAAGCCUACCCUACCUCGAUCAAUUAUUGGACAACCGAACACGGCGACAUGAUAGUCUCUGGCAAUUACCAUUCCAUUGCAGGCGACAAGUACGAGGCGGUUUACUCCGACAAUAGCUACAACAAAUAUAUGAUGCUGAAGAUCAGAAAUGUCGGACCAAAGGACUUUGGCUCUUACAAAUGCGUCGCGCAAAAUUCUCUUGGUGGAACGGACGGUUACAUAAAAUUGGAUGAGAUUCCAGUCCCGUCGACGACGUCCACCACGCCACCGCCAUACCAUGUCACUUCAUCCAUGAAGAAAACCGGUAGAAACGGUAACAAGAAAUUACGACAACGACCUAUCGACUACGAUGUCGAGGAAUGGCGAGAUCCAGACUACGACAGGGAUAACGGUUCGCCGUCGAUGAGGCCACCAGGCGAGCCUCCUGUGGACGCCUCGCUGAGUCCAGGCGUAUCCCAUCGGGCUCAGCUCGUUCUUCACCUUUCGGUGAGUCUCCUGUCACUGCUACUUCCAGCUAUCCGAAGGUGAUUCUCACGUCGCGGGAACGGGGCUUCCAGUUCUAGUGUUUAUUGGACGGUGACCAGACCGGAGACGGCAACCAGUUUCCGGUACGCCGCCUCCGGCUGGAUGAUGGACGAGUGCGACGAAACAAGACGCGCUUGAAAUUAUUUUCAUACUAAAAGUAGACGUAUACA
This is a messenger RNA of Colletes gigas, 1605 nucleotides long. Its product is annotated as neurotrimin-like. The transcript is spliced from 11 exons. The coding region runs from base 71 to 1438 and encodes 455 amino acids. The record is from RefSeq and is a predicted model, not a curated record. Gene Ontology annotation, cellular component: neuron projection. Lineage: Eukaryota; Metazoa; Arthropoda; Insecta; Hymenoptera; Colletidae.